Trachymyrmex cornetzi is the source of this 1062-nucleotide messenger RNA. RefSeq lists its product as uncharacterized. The record is from RefSeq and is a predicted model, not a curated record. The transcript has a single exon. Gene Ontology annotation, biological process: DNA integration. Lineage: Eukaryota; Metazoa; Arthropoda; Insecta; Hymenoptera; Formicidae. Gene Ontology annotation, molecular function: nucleic acid binding. Bases 1 to 1062 code for a protein of 353 amino acids.
AUGCAAGCUGAUAUUGAAAAAUUUGUCAAGUGCUGCAAACAUUGCGCGGAGACUGCACCAAAUCCUAUCAAGGAACCACUUCACCCGUGGCCCGAAUUCAAAUCGUCGUGGGACCGAAUUCACAUGGAUUUUGCUGGCCCAAUCCAAGGACAUUGGUUCCUUGUUAUCGUUGAUAGCUAUUCUAGAUUCGUAGAUGCCGAAUGGUUUUCAACAAUUACCGCAACUGCUACUUGUAAAUAUCUACGCCGACUAUUCUUCAAGUAUGGUCCACCCAAAGUGGUUGUAUCUGAUAAUGGCACGCAAUUCACGGCAAUUGAGUUCGCUCAACUCUGCACAGAGUUCAAUAUAAUACAUUUACGCAGUCCAGGACACCCUCAGUCAAAUGGGUUAGCGGAGCGAAUGGUAAAUACUUUAAAGCGUUCUUUGGAGUUACAGGUUCUAUCAAAAAGGGAGACAAAGAUGAACCAAAUCUUGUACACGUAUAAUUAUACACCAUGCGAAGCAGUUCCUGGCGGUAAAUCCCCAGCUGAGAUUUUUUUUGGACGCAAGUUUAGAACUCCUUUGGACAUUUUCACCGUUACAGAAAAGCCUAGACCAAUUUUGUCUCAUUCGCAGAGGAAAAUGAAGAAACAUUUUGAUACCCAUCACGGUGCAAAGACUCGCCGUUUUUUUCCGGGACAGCAGGUGCUGGUUCAACUCUCCAACGGUCGCCGAGUUCCAGGGAAGAUAGUCAACAUUAUUGGAUCGACGAUUGCUCGUAUCAAGGUUGACAAUGGCCUUAUAAAGCGGCACUUUAAUCAAAUCUGGAAUCGAACGGUUUCCCCUUCCGAGAGGACUGAUGGUGACGCCGAGGACCUACUACCAACGAUGCAAAAUCCAACAGCGGAUCCCCCUCCUUGUCAACUUCCGUUUGAGGGGGCUAAUUUCGCCAGCAAUGUAGACCCUCCAGCCCAGGCCAGGGAGGAACCAACAGUUCGGCGUUCAAAUCGUCUAGCAGGAGACGCUCGCCCGGAUUAUCGGAAGUUAGCUGGGUUCCGCCCCUAUGACAAGCACUCCGCUUAG